Lotus japonicus is the source of this 1060-nucleotide messenger RNA. RefSeq names its product CASP-like protein 1C1. Lineage: Eukaryota; Viridiplantae; Streptophyta; Magnoliopsida; Fabales; Fabaceae. The transcript has 3 exons. The record is from RefSeq and is a predicted model, not a curated record. The coding region runs from base 131 to 622 and encodes 163 amino acids.
ACACACUCCUACCCUACCUCAGCAUCCUGGAAAAGUGAAAAUCCCCAUACUUCAUCUAUUAUAUCAAUGUAACCUUCCAUUGAAACUAGGAUUCAUUGUGCACUAUUUUUGGUUUCUCUUUGCUAAAUCAAUGGCCAAGACCAGGUGGAUCUGCCAUCUUUUGGUGAGGUUCUUGGCCUUUGCAGCCACACUUUCAGCAGUGAUUGUCAUGGCUACUAGCCAUGAGAGAGCUGGCUUCUUGGCUAUAUCCUUCGAAGCAAAAUACACUAACACCCCUGCAUUCAAGUACUUUGUGAUUGCAAACUCUGUUGUUACCGUCUAUGGAUUUCUUGUCUUCUUUCUUCCUGCAGAAAGCUUGCUCUGGCGACUAGUGGUCGCCAUGGAUUUGGUGUUCACCAUGUUACUCAUCUCAAGCAUAUCUGCAGCAUUGACUAUAGCUGAAGUGGGAAAGAAAGGGAACAGUUAUGCAGCUUGGCUUCCAAUAUGCGAUUCAGUGCCCAAAUUUUGUGAUCAAGUGACAGGAGCUUUAAUAGCUGGUUUCAUUGCCGUCAUUGUCUACAUGAUUCUUCUGUUGCAUUCCAUUCAUAGUGUCCUAGACCCUCUACUAUUGAGAAAAACUUGAGCUGUUUUUCAGGGCCAGCUAGCAUCUUAUCUUUAUCAAAGUAUAGGGUAGUAGAAAAUUAUCCCAUCAUUAUACUAAAAUUAUAACAUGUGGCACAAGAAGUGUGUUGAAUUUUGUCUUACACAGAGAUGGCAAAAACCAAGAUUUCGUAUAUCCGACAAAGGAAGUUAUGUUUGGACUUUGGGCUCUGGCCUUUAUUUUCUUGCCUGCAGUGUUGCUAUCCGCGUGUAACCUGGUUUUGGGGCUUUUGUAGCUUCAGCAUGUAAGACUUGUCUGUAUAAAGUUUCAAUGGGCCUUUGGCCUUUUUAAUGAAGUUCUUCAUUAAUUGAUAAAAUAAAAACUUGAUCUUGGGCCCUUACCACUGAAAUGAAAACCAUUCAUUUUUGUCCCAAAAAAAUAUGAAGGAUCCUUUUAUGUAAUCUUUGUCCCAAAAAAAUA